UUGUACGGUAGGCGAGUAUAUAAAAACGACCUCAUGCCGAAUCUGACAAGACUGUCUCACGCAGACCACAUUGCAGGCGCGCAGUGAGAAGUAACAACGACUCAACAACCACUUCCUUUUUCUUCCUGAGACACAAUCAAGCAACAUGAGAGAGUGUAUUUCAGUUCACGUUGGCCAGGCGGGUGUUCAGAUGGGCAACACCUGCUGGGAGCUGUACUGUCUGGAGCAUGGCAUCCAGCCGGACGGCCAGAUGCCCAGCCACAAGCCUGUCGGCGGGCACGACGACUCAUUCACCACUUUCUUCAGUGCGACGGGCACGGGGAAAUACGUGCCCCGCGCCAUCUUUGUAGACCUUGAGCCAACAGUUAUUGAUGAAGUUCGUACAGGCACCUACAGGCAGCUGUUCCACCCAGAGCAGCUUAUCUCAGGGAAGGAGGAUGCCGCCAACAACUACGCCCGCGGCCAUUACACCAUUGGCAAGGAGAUCAUCGAUUCAGUGCUGGACCGCAUUCGCAAACUGGCAGAUCAGUGUACCGGCCUCCAAGGUUUCUUGGUGUUCCACAGUUUUGGCGGGGGCACCGGCUCAGGCUUCACCUCGCUGCUCAUGGAGCGUCUCUCAGUCGACUUUGGCAAGAAGUCCAAGCUGGAGUUUGCCAUCUACCCAGCUCCCCAGGUGUCGACCGCGGUGGUGGAGCCCUACAACUCCAUCCUGACCACUCACACCACACUGGAGCACUCCGACUGCGCCUUCAUGGUGGACAACGAGGCCAUCUACGACAUCUGCAGGCGUAACCUGGACAUUGAGCGUCCCUCUUACACCAACCUCAACAGGCUGAUCAGCCAGAUAGUCUCUUCUAUUACCGCCUCUCUGCGCUUUGACGGGGCCCUGAACGUGGACCUGACUGAGUUCCAGACCAAUCUGGUGCCCUACCCCCGCAUCCACUUCCCCCUGGCCACCUACGCCCCAGUCAUCUCCGCCGAGAAGGCCUACCACGAGCAGCUGUCCGUGGCCGAGAUCACAAACUCCUGCUUCGAACCCGCCAACCAGAUGGUGAAGUGCGACCCGCGCCACGGCAAGUACAUGGCCUGCUGCCUGCUCUACCGUGGAGACGUGGUGCCCAAAGACGUCAACGUGGCCAUCGCGGCCAUCAAGACCAAGAGAAGCAUCCAGUUUGUGGACUGGUGCCCCACUGGCUUCAAGGUUGGCAUCAACUACCAGCCGCCAACCGUGGUGCCCGGUGGAGACCUGGCCAAGGUGCAGAGGGCCGUGUGCAUGCUGAGCAACACCACCGCCAUCGCCGAGGCCUGGGCUCGUCUGGACCACAAGUUUGACCUGAUGUACGCCAAGAGGGCCUUCGUGCACUGGUACGUAGGUGAGGGCAUGGAGGAGGGCGAGUUCUCCGAGGCCAGAGAGGACAUGGCCGCCCUGGAGAAGGACUACGAAGAGGUGGGCCUCGACUCCUUUGAGGAGGACGAGGAAGGAGAAGAAUACUAGAGCGGACAUCACGAUUCAUGUUUGACCGGGCAUCCGAGUGACCGGAAUGGACCAGCUCUGCCUCAGCUCUCAUAGCACUGCAAGAUAUUACUGCACACACAGGUUGACCAUUGUUGGGACAUCUCUCUUGUUCUCAGAAGCUCAUCAUGUUUCAUCUUCACAUCAUUACCAAAGAAAGCAAGCUCGUCUUGCCUUGCCCAUAAAAUUGCACAUGCUGUGCUUGUUUGAAGGUCAUGGCCAUUUUCCAAAUCCACAUAUAGUGUAUCUAUUAUAAAAGGCCUUCCCUUUUCGACAUGUAAACUAGAAUGAUGAAUGUAGUAUGUGGUGGUAUUACUUUCUUGAGUUGAGAUCACAACUUUCCUUCGUGGAAGUUGAAAUGCCUUGACCAAUAUUUGGGGCCUUUUUGAGGUUUCAAAUUUUGCAAGAAAUAAGCUGUCUGUUAAAAUUACAAUCAUUAUGUGGAAUUUCUUUGUUUUAUCUACUAUCAUGCCCACUUUUUUAUUUUAGAAAUCAGAUUCUUGCAGAACCAACUCAUUGUUAUGAGGGAUGGCUUGGCUUUGUAAAUAAAAUGGUUUAAACUUUAAA
Messenger RNA from Engraulis encrasicolus (European anchovy), 2080 nucleotides. It is a transcript of the gene tuba8l2, whose product is annotated as tubulin, alpha 8 like 2. The coding region runs from base 146 to 1495 and encodes 449 amino acids. The transcript has 4 exons. Gene Ontology annotation, biological process: mitotic cell cycle; microtubule cytoskeleton organization. The record is from RefSeq and is a predicted model, not a curated record. Gene Ontology annotation, cellular component: cytoplasm; microtubule. Gene Ontology annotation, molecular function: GTP binding; structural constituent of cytoskeleton. Lineage: Eukaryota; Metazoa; Chordata; Actinopteri; Clupeiformes; Engraulidae.